Chiloscyllium plagiosum (whitespotted bambooshark) is the source of this 2049-nucleotide messenger RNA. RefSeq names its product PSMC3 interacting protein (gene psmc3ip). Gene Ontology annotation, molecular function: recombinase activator activity; double-stranded DNA binding. Lineage: Eukaryota; Metazoa; Chordata; Chondrichthyes; Orectolobiformes; Hemiscylliidae. Gene Ontology annotation, biological process: meiotic joint molecule formation; meiotic strand invasion involved in reciprocal meiotic recombination; homologous chromosome pairing at meiosis. Gene Ontology annotation, cellular component: DNA recombinase auxiliary factor complex; condensed nuclear chromosome. The record is from RefSeq and is a predicted model, not a curated record.
GAACCCCCCGCCCCCGCACCCGCACCCGCAAUAACCGGGAACCGCCGGAGCUCCCCCCCCAAAUAACCGGGAACCGCCGGAGCCCCCCCCCCAAAUAACCGGGAACCGCCGGAGCCGCCCCUCUCCGCCCGCCCGGAAGAGCGUCCCGCGCAAUGAACAAACAGAAAGAAAGUGCCGCUGCUUCUGUUAUUUUGAAGUAUUUGAACGACCAGAAUCGGCCAUACAGUGCACAAGAUGUUUUUGGGAAUCUCCAGCGAGAAUACGGCUUUGGGAAAACAGCUGCAGUGAAAGCUCUGGAGCAGCUAACUCAAGAUGGUAAAAUAAAGGAAAAGGUUUAUGGGAAACAGAAAAUCUACUUUGCUGAUCAGAGUCAGUUUGCAGCUGUUGGUGAAACUGAUCUGAAGACCCUAGACAGUGAGAUCAGUGAACUGAGUGAGAAGUUCCAAAAUGUUCAACAGUGCUGUCGGCAAAUGGAAGCAGAACUUAAAGAGCUAAAUAAUUCGAUGACAACCGAAGAAGUGUCUUUGGAAAUUACAGCACUAAACCAAGAAUGUGCAUCACAUCAAGAGAGACUGAAAAAAAUCAAAUCUGCAACCAACCACGUUGCGCCAGAGGAUAAAGAAAAGGUUUAUAACGAACGGAAGUUUUAUGUGAAAGAAUGGAAGCAAAGGAAGAGAAUGGUUUGUGAUUUGACUGAUGCAGUUCUGGAAGGGUACCCCAAGAGCAGGAAGCAAUUUUACGAGGAAAUUGGGAUAGAAACAGAUGAAGAUCAUAUGGUCACAGUACCAGACUUAUGAAGAAUAAAGUUGUAAAAGAAAAUGGCAACACAACCAAAGUUUUAUGUAAAUACAAAAGCUAUCCCAGGAUGUUUUCUGCCCAAUUUAUUGCAUCAAAAAUUGAUGAGUCUUCUGUUUGGCUACUGAAUGUUGCUGGCAUAGAAGCUGCUGUGAAAUCUAUUCAUUUUCCAAGUGUUGCUUUAUCCAAUCAUACUGAGAUGAUAUUGCUAUAUUUUUUAUUUCAACAGGAAGAUAACUAGAUCUUGCCCAACCAUAUUCAGAAUUUCACUGAUCAUUUGUUUUCAACUGCUUUUGGAGAUCUUAUCAGGAGUGCAAUUCAUUUUUGUUUUGGUCAAGUUAGCAUAGCCCUGUUGUAAUGAACAACACCCAGUUUGUAGAAAUUGCCUGUGCAUUAGAUCCAUUACUAGAUCCACUUCAUAUUUAUAGCUUUGAAAAAGAAUGGCUUUGAAUCUAAAUGAGUAAUUUGCUUGGAUGUGGAGCUGGACCUUGACUUAUUAAACAUCAAUAAUAAAGUUUUGGCUAAUCAUUUUGACUCAAGCCAGAUUAUUGGUGGCAGGUAAUAAAAACAUUGGUCUACUGUCCGUCAACAUUAUCUUUUUAUAGACUUGUACUGUUACGUUUUCUGUUAGCUCAAAAGAUUUUGUCAUGUAGCUGAUACAGAUUUCUGUGUUAAACUUAUUAACAAAAGUUACAACAUUGUACAUGUUACUGUUUUUCAGAAUAAAAUACUGUAAAAUGUAUGUUUUGGUUCUGUUGUUAUAGAUAUAUACUUAAGUUAAAUGAAAACACCUUUACAUUUUCAAAAUGACAAAGUUUUGUUAUUUUAUAAAAGAAACCCUGACAUCCAGUAGACGAUCUUGCCAGGCUGGAGGACAGAAAAGGAGAAGUUUGAUCUGCAGAGAUUUGAAAGUAGGAAUAGGAUUUACACGCAUUUGGAAAAAGCAUGGCCUAAUUAGGGACAGUCAACAUGACUUUGUGUGGGACAGGUCAUGUCUUAGUAACUUGAUGAUUGUUUUGCUUUGAGGAGGUGACUAGGGUCAUCAUAGAAAGGAGGAGGAAGCCUUUCAGCCCUUCGAGCCCGCUCCACCAUCCAUCACAAUCGUGGCUGAUGGUCCAACUCAAUAGCCUAAUGCUGUUUUCUCCCCAUACCCUUUGGCCCCAUUUGCCCCAAAUGCUAAAUCUAGCCACCUCUUGAAUACAUUCAAUACAUCAACUAAUCCUGAUGAAAGGCUUAUGCCCAAAACAUUGACUC